Messenger RNA from Malaclemys terrapin pileata, 2701 nucleotides. Its product is annotated as ficolin-2-like. The record is from RefSeq and is a predicted model, not a curated record. Bases 252 to 1937 code for a protein of 561 amino acids. Lineage: Eukaryota; Metazoa; Chordata; Testudines; Emydidae. The transcript has 18 exons.
UACUGAACAUGUCCUAUCAGACCAUUUAAUCAGCUACAGUUGUGACCGCCGCAGCAUAAACAUCUCUUUGGAAACUGUUGGAAUGUGGAGAGUGGGAAGGAGGUGCUGAGAUGCCAGAGGCAGAGAGUUUUAUUUGCUCUGGGCUCUCUCGUUAUUGCAUAUAAAAGGCUUACAGGGACUGACUUACUAAAGUAGAGGAGAAGGUGGUGAGAAGACAAGUGGAGCUGCUAUUGCAGAGACGAGCACUAGCCAUGGGAAGAGCUGCCCAGAAAAUCCUCCUCUCUUUACUCUGUCUAGCAGCAGCGGUUUGUCAGGCUCAGGACACCUGCCCAGAGGUGAGCUUAGUGGGUUUCAACAGUACUGAUCAACUCUCCAUGCUCCAAGGCUGCUCUGGAAUUCCAGGUGCAAAAGGGUCCAGAGGAGACACAGGAAAUGCAGGAACGCGAGGGCAAUGGGGACCUCAGGGGAUCCCUGGAAAGGAGGGACAAACUGGCCCAAACGGAGAAAGAGGUCCUGCUGGCCCCAGUGGACAGAAAGGAGAUAAAGGAGCCCUGGGAGCUACGGGAGCCCCUGGAACUGUUGUGGAGGACGACCUGAACGACAAACAGUGUAAGAAAGGAGCAAAGAACUGCAAGGAGCUGUUAGCUACAGGGAACAUCAUGAGCGGCUGGUACACCAUCUACCCCCAUGACUGUAAAGCCAUGACCGUGCUGUGUGACAUGGACACAGAUGGUGGAGGAUGGAUUGUGUUCCAGAGACGGGUGGAUGGCUCUGUGGAUUUUUACCGUGACUGGAAUUCAUACAAAAGAGGUUUUGGGAGCCGGCUGUCAGAAUUCUGGCUGGGGAAUGAAAAUAUCCAUCUGUUAUCAUUCCUUGGUCCCAAUGAGCUUCGCAUCGAUCUCAGAGAUUUUGACAACAACCAUGAAUUUGCUACCUUCUCGUCAUUCAAAGUUGCAGGAGAGACUGAGAAAUACACGCUGAUCAUUGGACCCUUUGUUACUGGCACUGCAGUGGUGAGGGUAGUGGGUCUCAACAGUACCGAGAAACUCAUUAUUCUCCAAGGCUGCCCUGGAAUUCCGGGUGCUGUAGGGCCCAGAGGAGACCAAGGAACUGCAGGAAAUACAGGACAACGGGGACCUCAGGGGAUCCCUGGCAAGGCGGGGAAAAGUGGCCGAAAAGGACAAAGAGGUGCUGGGGGCCCCCCUGGAAUGAAAGGAGGUAAAGGAGACGUGGGAGACCCUGGACCCCCUGGAACACCUGGAGAGGAAGUGCUUGAGAAAAUGCAGUGUACGAAAGGAGCAAAGAACUGCAAGGAGCUGUUAGCCAGCGGCAACAUCCUGAGCGACUGGUACACCAUCUACCCCCGUGACUGUAACCCCAUGACCGUGCUGUGUGACAUGGACACAGAUGGUGGAGGAUGGAUUGUGUUCCAGAGACGGGUGGAUGGCUCCAUGGAUUUCUUACGUGACUGGAAUUCAUACAAAAGAGGUUUUGGCAGCCAGCUGUCAGAAUUCUGGCUGGGGAACGACAAUAUCCACCUGCUAACUUCCCUUGGAGCCAACGAGCUUCGCGUCGAUCUCAGAGAUUUUGACACCAACUAUCAAUUUGCUACCUACAGAUCAUUCAAAAUUGCAGGGGAGACCGAGAAAUACAAGCUGAUCCUUGGAGCCUUUGUUAAUGGCACUGCAGGGGAUUCCUUAACUGAACACAACGGUAUGAUGUUUACAACCCGAGACCGUGACAACGACUUGUCUAUAACAAACUGUGCUAUAGCCUUUAAAGGGGCCUGGUGGUACAGGGAUUGUCAUAUGUCCAACCUGAAUGGAUUAUACCUGAGUGGAGCCCAUGAAAGCUAUGGUGCUGGGGUGAGUUGGUCUUCAGCCAAAGGGCAGAUGUACUCCUACUGGUGGUCUGAGAUGAAAAUUCGGCCUGUGUAGCCAAUCCGAGAGGCAGUUAUAAUAAUUAUACUUAGCUCUUACAUAGCAUUAUAGGCCUGGCAUAAUGAACAUUUAUCUGGAGAUGACAAUAAAGAUCUUUUCUUUAUGCACCAGUCAGUAGGGGGCAGACAUCAUCAUACACACUUACCCAGUGCAGUGCAGUCCACUAGGACUAGAGCUAGUAAAAAAAGAUUAAAAUAGGUUUUUUUUGUGGGGGGGGGGGGAAUGGAAUUUCUAAGUUGUUUUCAUUGCAGUGGGUUCUAAAUUAACCCAUUUUUGCUUUUGUGGUUUUAAAUAUUUUUGCAGAUUUUUUUUUCAUUCCUCUCUCUGAUAUCAGACACUGUUAUUUUAUUUUAUCAUUUAAAAAAAACCUGGCUUUCUGUAAAGAAAAAAAUGUGGUCGUUAGCCUGAGAACAUUUUCGAAAAGAAUUGCUGAAAACAUUAAAAAACAUGAUUUUUUCCCCUGCCAAAUAAAACAUUACAACCACAUCAAUGAUAUUUCAUGAAAAUUUUCAUGUUUUUUAAAAAGUGUUUGUCCACAGAAUAACUCCUAGUUUGGAAAAUGUCAGCCAGCUCUGUCUAGGUUAUAUCUCCUCUCCUGCCUGGCUCUGCUGUCGCUUGAUUCCAUUCCCAGAAGCACCACGACAGCUCUUACCGCUGCCGUGCAAUUCUUCCUGUGGUGUUAGUGACUCAUUACCCUCAGAUGCUGCCUCUGCCUCUGGAGAACCUUCCCCUCUGUCAAUAAACCAAAGGCUGCUCAAUGA